AUGGGACAGCAGAAUACUCCGAUCCCGUCGACUUCGCCGUCUCUUAAAACUCGUCGCGACACGCAGAUUUUUUCUCCCCUGCCGAGACCGUCGUUGCAGCAAGACUCCCAAGAUUCCCAAGAUUCCCAAGAUCCCCCGCUAUCCUUCUCCGAACCUACUCUCCGAUUUCCCCGACCGCAGGGCAACCAAAGCCUUGCCCACUGGAUCUCUAGCAGCGAUCCAGACAUCAUGCAUGUGACGAGCGCCCAGGUCGAGGAUGCCGGUUUGUCCGAGUCCACCUACGAGUUAAUAGGGUGCACCGACAGCGAGUCUCAGGACGGCAACUACACGGACAACAUCAGCGAAUCGGUAGGAUCGCUUGAGUUCCAUCGUCCAGAUGACGUUGUCAGCCUCGCAGGCACAGAGCACACCUGCGAUGAAGAGUCCGUCGCUGAUGCCCACGAGGAGACUUUUCUCAGUCGCAGUCCAGGGCUUGAUUAUCUUCAAAUGCAGCACCCCAUCACCGCAGAUGAUGCGGACGAUGACGAUAACUCCUCCAGAGCUUCCCUAGAAUAUGCAGAUAAUAGCCUGCGUACACCUUCGAUCCUCACGCCCGAGGCCAGCCGAUACAUUGGUCCUCAAGAUGAAUCUUUCAAAGCAAGAUUCCCCACUGGGUGGCUCUUAUGGACUUAUGGCGUGUCUGACUCUAUCGCUCAAUUGGUAUUUGCGGCGCUGCCCGGCUUGUUAACUCUCAUUGCUGUGGCUUUAGUAUUCCACACAGUCGUCCCCGGGACUGAGAACGUCUCACAGCCAAAUGUGUCUAGCAUUACGUCAACUAUCGCAAAGACUCCGUUUUUUCCAUCGUUUACGCAGAGCCAGCAGCCAAACAUAACGCCCCCCAGCUCAUCUACUUCUGGAGUUGCGUUGAUCCCGUUACAAGGUUCGCCAGAUGAAGGCCUCUUUCGCUCACGGAAACCGACUGUUUCUUUUACGCCUCAUGGCAAGAACGAUGUCUUGAUCCACGUUGCGCGGGAUGUCAGAGAUACUUGGAUGUCAAAGAGCUGUCUCAAUGUCACAGUAUUAAGAAGCACGCAGGAGCUCGAGUUUUCGCUCUUUGCCGUUGAGGAUGGCAUCCUUGUCAGGUUUCCUCGCCGAGAAGCCUACGGCGUUGUGAACCUCUCCGUCAAGAGCAAAUGCCGCCCUAAGAUAGAAAAGGCCAUCAAGGUACACUUUGGCAAGGGCAUCAUAGUGGACGCCUUUGAGAGGACCAAAAGCCUGGCCCAAGAUCUGUCGGAGCUGGUCCCUGUUGCGGCGCACGAGGCGGGACGAUGUCUUGCUGGAGCUGGACGUGUUCUUGAACACGCCUCGGAAUCAUUCGCCCAUGCAUGGCUGGUUGGGACUGAAAGAGCGCAGGAUCUGCUUAUCAAUGCGAACAUUGGCACCGCCCGCCCCCUAGUCAAUUCUGUUUCCCAAAUUUGGCGAGAGACUCUCGAGCUCCUUCGUGAAAACACCGACAUUCCAGAAAAGUACCGCAAGUCGAUUUAUUCAGUACGCAACGCUCAAACGCAGCUCCGACUUGGGCUAUUGGAUGCGCAAGUGUCGGCCCGCAUGUGGUGGCUUAAAUUUCAAGGCAAGGACGAUGAGUACCGGACUUACGCGAGCAAAGCGCAAGUGUACCUACAGAACAAGAGAAAAUCAGCUAAGGAGCUUCUACAAAAACUCCAGUCGUCAGGCAUGAAAGCAAGGGCCUAG
Messenger RNA from Beauveria bassiana ARSEF 2860, 1731 nucleotides. RefSeq lists its product as uncharacterized. Lineage: Eukaryota; Fungi; Ascomycota; Sordariomycetes; Hypocreales; Cordycipitaceae. The transcript has a single exon. Bases 1 to 1731 code for a protein of 576 amino acids. The record is from RefSeq and is a predicted model, not a curated record.